GGGCAGGUGUCUUUUAUAUCGUUAACGACUUCAAACAGGCCCCAUUAAUACAGAAUCCAAGAUGGUGAAAAUACCAGCAGUUGGUAUUGACCUAGGCACGACCUACUCGUGCGUGGCUGUGUUCCAGCGUGGCAAAGUCGAGAUCAUCGCCAACGAUCAGGGCAACCGCACAACUCCUUCGUACGUCGCCUUCACCGACACUGAGCGUCUGAUAGGUGAUGCUGCCAAGAACCAAGUCGCCCUCAAUCCUGUUAACACGAUUUUUGACGCAAAACGACUAAUUGGGAGAAAGUUUGAUGACCCAACAGUUGCUGGUGACAUGAAACACUGGCCCUUCAAAGUAAUCAAUCACAGCGACAAGCCAAAAUUGCAGGUCGAAUUCAAAAGGGAGAUGAAAACAUUUUCUCCCGAAGAAAUUUCUUCUAUGGUGUUAACUAAGAUGAAAGAAAUCGCAGAAGCCUACCUGGGAGGUGAUGUAAAAGAUGCUGUCAUUUCCGUGCCUGCUUACUUCAACGACUCUCAACGCCAAGCAACUAAGGAUGCUGGCGCCAUUGCUGGCCUCAACGUCCUCAGGAUUAUCAACGAGCCAGCAGCUGCAGCCAUUGCCUACGGCCUCGACAAAAAGGGAACCGGAGCUGGUGAGCGCAACAUCCUCAUCUUCGAUUUGGGCGGUGGAACCGUCGGCGUUUCCAUUCUGUCCAUCGACGACGGCAUUUUUGAAGUAAAAGCCACUGCUGGAGAUAAUCACCUUGGAGGAGAAGAUUUUGACAAUCGUAUUGUCAAUCACUUUGUUCAAGAAUUCAAGAGGAAAUACAAGAGAGAUAUCGAAGAUAAUAAGCGAGCUUUGCAACGACUGAGAACUGCGUGUGAGCGAGCCAAGAGGACUCUCUCCUCAUCUGCACAAGCCAGCAUCGAGCUUGAUUCGCUUUACGAAGGCAUCAACUUCUACACUUCAAUUACCCGCGCUCGGUUUGAAGAAUUGUGCGCUGACCUCUUCAGAGGAACCCUGGAUCUCGUGGAGAAGUCGCUUCGAGACGCCAAAAUGGAACAAGGACAUAUCCACGAGAUAGUAUUGGUUGGAAGUUCAACUCGUAUCCCUAAAAUUCAAAAGCUGUUGCAGGACUUCUUCUAUGGCAAGGAGUUGAACAAAUCAAUAAACCCUGACGAAGCUGUUGCCUAUGGUGCUGCAGUUCUGGCUGCCAUUCUAUCUGGUGACAAAUCUGAAGCCGUUAAAGAUGUACUCCUCCUCGAUGUCGCCCCUCUAUCAAUGGGCAUUGAGACCGCUGGUGGUGUUAUGACUGCCCUCAUCAAGCGGAACACUAUCAUCCCCAGUAUACGCUCCCAGAUCUUUACUACCUAUUCGGACAAUCAGCCCGGUGUGCUCAUCCAGGUUUACGAAGGAGAGCGCGCUAUGACAAAGGAUAACAACCUCCUCGGCAUGUUCGAGCUCAUAGACAUCCCUCCCGCCCCUCGGGGCGUGCCUCAGAUUGAGGUCUCCUUCGACAUCAACGUCAAUGGCAUCUUGAACGUGUCUGCCGUCGACAUGUCCACCGGCAAGAAGAUCAAGAUAACCAUCGCCAACGACAAAAGUCGCCUUAGCAAGGAGGAGAUCGAGAAGAUGGUACAAGAUGCCGAAAAAUACAAGGAAGAGGAUGAGAAGCAAAAGGAGAAGAUUGCUGCCAAGAACAGUCUUGAGUCAUACUGCUUCAACAUGAAAUCUACCCUCGAAGAUGAUAAACUCAAAGACAAGGUGCCAGAAGAGGAGCUCAAAAAGGCUUUAGGUGCUUGCAGUAAAGCCAUCACGUGGCUGGAUGCUAAUCAGCACGCAGAGAAGAAAGAGUUUGAGAAUACACAGAAACAGGUUGAGAAUAUUUGUUCUUAUGUAAUUAGCAAGCUCUACAGAGGUGCAAGUGCAAUGCCCGGUGGUAUGCCAGGAGCAGCAUUUGGUGCCGGUGGUCCAUUGAAAGAAAGGGUUGAUUAAUAAGUGACUUUUAUGUCAUUCGUUGCACCUUUACUGUUAGUAGAACCUUUUUAUUACAACACUUCUC
Molecule: messenger RNA, 2048 nt
Organism: Hyalella azteca
Lineage: Eukaryota; Metazoa; Arthropoda; Malacostraca; Amphipoda; Hyalellidae
Product: heat shock cognate 71 kDa protein-like
Exons: 2
Coding region: 62-1981 (639 amino acids)
Biological process (GO): protein refolding; cellular response to unfolded protein
Cellular component (GO): blood microparticle; vesicle; cytoplasm
Molecular function (GO): misfolded protein binding; ubiquitin protein ligase binding; ATP-dependent protein folding chaperone
Source: RefSeq, a predicted model, not a curated record